AUGGCGCUCCCCUUCCGCGACGUCAACGUCCAGCACGCCUCCGACUCGUACAUCUUCUCGUCGCCCUCGAGCCCCAAUGCUCCGGCCCUGCUGAUCGACCGUCCUACCGGCGACAUCAGACUCAGCGAUGCCUCUCUGCUCGCAGGGAAGCGCGUGUCGCGCGUCACCAGCAUCGCCGGCAUCUUGGGCGUAAUCCGUCUGCGCUUAGACAAGUAUGUCGUCCUCAUCACGAAAGCGAAGCCCGUCGGCAAGCUCUGUGGCCACACCGUCUACAAGGUUGUCGCCACAGAGCUUCUUCCCCUUCGCGAGCGACAGAUCAGCGACCCCGACGAGGACCGUUUCCUGGCCCUGCUGCGCGGAUUCAUCCGGGACGGGCCCAUGUACUUCUCGUACACGCUCGACCUCACCAACAGCUUCCAGCGGCAAGCCCAGCAGGACGCUGCUGUGCCCCUCUGGAAGCGCGCCGACGACCGCUUCUUCUGGAACCGCUUCCUCCAGUCCGACUUGAUCAACUUCCGCAACCAGGGUGCCCGCGGUUUCCCCGCCCCUCAACCCGGUAUCGACCCUUAUAUCCUCCCCGUGAUCUUCGGCAUGCUCGAGAUCCAUCCGACCACCUUCUCCGGCACGCCCCUGACGCUGGCCCUGAUUACCCGUCGCUCGCGCUACCGUGCUGGCACCCGCUACUUUACCCGGGGUCUGGACGAGGAAGGCCACGCGGCAAACUACAAUGAGACGGAGCAGAUCCUGGUGUUGAACGACAACAACGCCAGCGGCUAUGCUAGCGGCGCCGGGACCAGCAAGGCUGGCGAGCACAAGGAGAUGCAGAUCCUGUCGUAUGUCCAGACCCGCGGCAGUGUGCCGGCCUUCUGGGCGGAAAUCAACACACUCAAGUACACGCCCAAGCUGCAAAUCCGCGCGAUCGAGGCUGCCUACCCGGCUGCGCGCGCCCACUUCGAGGAGCAGGUCCGUCUCUAUGGCGACAACUACCUCGUGAACCUGGUCAAUCAAAAGGGCCGCGAGAUGCCCGUGAAGCACGCCUACGAAAAGAUGGUGCAAAUGCUCACCAACAAUACCGGCGUCGAGCACAUCCAGGCCGAUCAGCACACGGAUGAGAAGUUCCGCACCAUCGAGACCGCAGGCAACUCCCGCUCCUCCAUCGCCAAUCGCCUGCACUACAUCUACUUCGACUUCCACGCCGAAACCAAGGGUCUCCAAAUGCACCGCGCCCAGCUCCUAAUUGACCGCAUGCGCGACGCCCUCCUCGCCCAACAAUAUUUCCGCGCCGUCGACAUGCCCGGCUCACGCCAACUCUCCGCAGCCCCUGGCCUCCCCCGUCUGGAGAUCCGCUCCCUCCAAACAUCCGUCGUCCGCACUAACUGCAUGGACUGCCUCGACCGCACGAACGUGGUCCAAUCCCUCCUGGCGCGCUGGACCCUGGACCGUAUGCUGUCCGACCUAGGCCUGCUCCCGCGCGGAGCCCGCUUCGCGGACGCCGAUCCAGCCUUUGAGAAUUUAUUCCGCAACAUCUGGGCCGACAACGCCGACGUCGUGAGCAAAGCCUACUCCGGCACCGGCGCGAUGAAGACAGAUCUUACGCGCACGGGCAAGCGCACCAAGGCCGGCGCGCUGCAAGACUUGCGCGUCGCGUUGACACGCUACUGCAAGAAUAACUUCACCGACGGCCCCCGCCAAGACGCGUUCGAUCUCUUCCUUGGCGAAUACGUCCCCGUGGCAGCGGGCACGCCGUCGAUUAGUGUCAUGGGCGGCGGUGGCAUCGGUGGGUACGAUGUCUUUGCGGAUCGCAGGCCGGUCUGGAUCCAGGCUGUACCGUACAUUGCUGCGUUUGGGGCGUUCUUUGUCAUGGUGGCGCUGUAUACCCCCAGGGUGUCGGACAAAGCUAUUUGGCCGCUUAGGUUGGCGACAAUUUUCUGGGCGCUGGUGGCGGUUUGGGGGUUCUGGUUUGUGAUGAGUAAUGGAAUGUUAUAUGUCAACUGGCCAAAACUUAAUCCCCGUCCCUGGGCAACAGAAGGGUAUCAUGAAACGAUCCGGCGAGUGCGGAAGGAUCGUAUCCUGGGUCCCUUGGUGGCAAGACACGAGAGGGGAUUGAGCACCGCGCGCUAUGUCAAUGCUGAGGAAGGGAAGAAAAGGAUUGAGUAG
Messenger RNA from Thermochaetoides thermophila DSM 1495, 2157 nucleotides. Its product is annotated as putative recessive suppressor of secretory protein. The record is from RefSeq and is a predicted model, not a curated record. Lineage: Eukaryota; Fungi; Ascomycota; Sordariomycetes; Sordariales; Chaetomiaceae. Bases 1 to 2157 code for a protein of 718 amino acids. The transcript has 3 exons. Gene Ontology annotation, cellular component: endoplasmic reticulum. Gene Ontology annotation, molecular function: phosphatidylinositol-4-phosphate phosphatase activity. Gene Ontology annotation, biological process: phosphatidylinositol dephosphorylation.